Dothidotthia symphoricarpi CBS 119687 is the source of this 1236-nucleotide messenger RNA. Its product is annotated as Aldo/keto reductase. Bases 1 to 996 code for a protein of 331 amino acids. Gene Ontology annotation, cellular component: cytoplasm. The record is from RefSeq and is a predicted model, not a curated record. The transcript is spliced from 5 exons. Lineage: Eukaryota; Fungi; Ascomycota; Dothideomycetes; Pleosporales; Dothidotthiaceae.
AUGAGUACCGGUAGAGCAGCACCUACUCGCGUUUGCGAUAAGCCGGUCGGUCCAAUAGGCUAUGGAUUACUGAGCUUGACAAUGCCGGCCCCGUUUCCCCAGACCGAACGCGAAGUAGCAGUCCAAUGCUUAAGAAGCGCGUUAGAACAGGGUGCGAAUCUAUGGAACGGUGGUAUUCAUUACGGCACCCCUGAAGCAAAUUCGUUGCACCUCUUGAAAUACUACUUUGAGAAGUACCCUGAGGACGUCGAGAAAGUCGUACUCAGCAUCAAAGGUGCCUACGGCUCCAAAACGGGACCUACAGGUAGCCCUGAAGCAAUUCGCGCAUCUGUCGAGGAGGCCCUACAAGGGCUAGGGGGUAUGAAGACUAUCGAUGUCUUCGAAAUGGCGCGCGUGGACCCCAAUACCCCCAUUGAGACUUCUGUCAAAGCUCUGGCCGAACUGGUUGAGGAGGGCAAGAUUGGCGGUGUCGGCCUGAGCGAGGUCAGUGCGAGUACUAUCCGCAAGGCUCAUGCCAUACACCCUAUUGCGGCGGUCGAGGUGGAGCUGAGUUUGUUCACACCCGACCCGCUCCAUAAUGGCAUUAUGGACACCUGUCAUGAACUCGGUAUUCCAGUCGUCGGUUACAGUCCAGUUGGCCGGGGUUGGCUGACAGGCCAAUACAAAAAGGUUGAUGAUCUCCCACCAAACGAUUUCCGCCACAUGUUCCCUCGCUUCAAGCCUGAGGUCUUUGAUCAAAACUACAAACUUGUCGAGGCUGUGACAAAGGUUGCCGAACGCAAAGAUUUGAAGACAUCGCAGGUGGCUGUAGCCUGGGCCGCUCGCCAGGGCGCAAUUCCUAUUCCCGGCUCGUCCAACGUUGACCGUGUCGUAUUGAACAGCAAACUCUCGGAACUGACCGAAGAGGACAUGCGGGAGCUCCAAAAGGCCCUUGAUCUCUUCCCGAUUGCUGGCGAACGUUAUGGCGGCGCGCAUGAGAAGUUGCUCAACGCUUGAGUGAACAUACGGUUAUCAGUACCGUGAAGGCUAUUUCGGUAGAAGUUUGGUCACUAUAGCUAGAGGGGAAAUUGAACGAGCUUUGGCGGUAUUGAUGUCCAUGUUGCCAUGAACCGUCGGACUUAACACAUCUAUACCGGACGGAGAUUACAACACCAGCUUACCUGUUUCGGAUUAAAGCCUCUUAAGUAGAUCUUUAGUAAGGUCAUCAACGCCUCCUUCCUACUAUCCUUCAAUUCC